AAGUUGCCGGGCGUUGCCAGUCCCGUAUAAAAGACAGCCCCGAUGGAAAAGAACCGUGUAUUUCUCCGUGAUAGAACGCGGCGAGAUGAAGGACGAUCUGAAGUAUCUCUCGGGAUUCGGUUGCGACUUCUCCAGCGAGGACGACCGCUGUCCUGGUGCUCUGCCCGUCGGCCAAAACAGCCCCCAAAAAUGCCCGUACGGGCUGUACGCCGAGCAAUUGUCCGGCACAGCGUUUACCGCUCCCCGGUCCUCGAACAAACGUUCCUGGUUCUAUCGAAUCCGACCGUCCGCCGUCCACGACCCCUUCGUCCCCGUCGCAGGGCCAUCCGGACUCGAGUACAACUGGGACACCGUUCGUCCGACGCCGAAUCAGCUGAGAUGGAAGCCGUUCGACGUGCCGAGCAGACAAGCCGCGGAGGUCGACUUCGUCGACGGAUUGCGCACGAUUUGCGGCGCCGGUGACUGUCGCGUGCGACAAGGGAUCGCGAUCCACGUGUACCUCUGCAACGCGUCGAUGGGCGACAGGGCGCUCUACAACGCCGACGGCGAUUUUCUGAUCGUGCCGCAACUGGGCGCAUUGCUGAUCACCACCGAGUUCGGCAAGAUCCGAUGCGAGCCGAACGAGAUAUGCGUGAUCCAGCAGGGCAUGCGGUUCCACGUGACGGUGUUCGGCCCGUCCCGGGGAUACAUUCUCGAAGUGUUCGACGGCCACUUUCAGCUGCCCGAACUGGGUCCGAUAGGAGCGAACGGUCUGGCGAAUCCGAGGGACUUUCAAACACCGGUUGCCCGAUACGAGGACCGUGAGACCGGUUACAAGAUUCUCGGCAAGUUCCAGGGCAAGUUGUUCGUCGCCGAGCAACGGCACAGUCCCUUCGACGUGGUGGCCUGGCACGGGAAUUACGCGCCGUUCAAAUACAAUCUCGACAGAUUCAUGGCCGUUAAUUCGGUCUCUUUCGAUCAUUGCGACCCCUCCAUCUUCACCGUUCUGACGUGCCCGUCGUUGAAAACGGGAACAGCGGCGGCCGAUUUCGUCAUCUUCCCGCCCCAAUGGUCCGUGCAGCAACACACUUUCCGCCCGCCCUAUUACCAUCGAAAUUGUAUGAGCGAGUUUAUGGGCCUCGUGAAGGGACGCUACGAAGCCAAAGAGGAAAGUUUUCAUCCGGGCGGAGCGACGCUGCAUUCGAUUAUGACGCCUCACGGGCCGGAUACGCGCUGUUUCGAAACCGCUUCGAACCGCGAACUCGGGCCCGUUCGCAUCGCCGACGGGACCAUGGCUUUCAUGUUCGAGACUUGUUACAGUUUGGUGGUCACCGAAUGGGCGACCACGGUCUCCAACAAACUCGACCGCGAUUACAACAAGUGCUGGGAACUUCUUGAGAAGCACUUCGAACCGAACGCCAAGCCCGAAACCACCGAGCCUUGAUCGCUCGUAAUCGUUUCCCUCGGAUGUGUAACGUUCCGUGACCAAACAUCAUCUAUGUUGUAAAUAAAUGUUAAGCGAGUAUUA
Messenger RNA from Megalopta genalis, 1507 nucleotides. It is a transcript of the gene hgo, whose product is annotated as homogentisate 1,2-dioxygenase. Gene Ontology annotation, cellular component: cytoplasm. Gene Ontology annotation, biological process: L-phenylalanine catabolic process. Gene Ontology annotation, molecular function: homogentisate 1,2-dioxygenase activity. The record is from RefSeq and is a predicted model, not a curated record. NCBI's taxonomy places the organism in Eukaryota, Metazoa, Arthropoda, Insecta, Hymenoptera, Halictidae.